Molecule: messenger RNA, 993 nt
Organism: Fusarium poae
Lineage: Eukaryota; Fungi; Ascomycota; Sordariomycetes; Hypocreales; Nectriaceae
Exons: 3
Coding region: 1-993 (330 amino acids)
Source: RefSeq, a predicted model, not a curated record
AUGAAACGCUACGCAGAUCAUAUUCUCGACCGACAGAAUCGUUCCACACCCGCUCAUAAACGACCAAGACCUGCUGCUAACCCGUCUACCUCCUCCUCCUCCGCUCUCCACCAGGACCUCCCGACCUCCCAUGAACCCAUCCUCACUGACAUCCAACCUCAACUCUCCCCCCCACCCAAACCUAUCAAGCAACCCAAGCCCCCUCCGCCCUCCUUCAUCGAGGUUGACUCUCUGAGGAAGCAGGCUCAGCCCUACCGCCUCGCCGUUGCCGAGCUGCCUGUUGACCUUCUCGACUCCUCCUGGUCCCGUGGCAACAACAGGGCCCUCGACCGCAACCAUGUCGCCCACCUUUGUCGAUCCUUCCGCCAGGGCAACCUCGCCCGCCGAGCUGAGGAAAACUACAUCCAGGUCUCUUGCAGUGCCGACGCCCUCCAGAAGGUCAUGGCCGCCAUUCCGGAAACUGACCGUUCGGCCGUCGAUGAUCAUCAUGGUGUAUUUUCCUUCCGACACUGGGCCGACAUCACCGAUGAAAAACCCGAAUUGAUGGCUGGUCAACAUCGCGUUGAAGCACUGCGAAGCUACGUGAACCAGACAGCCUCCAGCUCCGAUGAUCUUUGGUGGAUCUGCGAGUUUUACGACAGAGCCGCUCUUCCUGUCGAACUCGACAUCAAGCUUCGCGUGAAUCGUCGUGAUCUGAAUCUACCCGAUAGCCAUGGCCAGAUCUGGCUGCAGCUCGCCUCUGCCUCCGAACGAGACCCGACCUUAUUUUCCCCUGAGCGGAACAAGAACAAACAAGCCCUGGAGAGGAGAAUGCUAGAUAUCCUCUGCUUGGGUAGUGAAACCCGUUUUCCUGUCAGCCGACUCGUCACACUUUGGAAGAAUGAACGGUGGAGACCCGUCAUUACUCGCUGGUGUAGAACGCCAAUAGGGAGGGCGACUUUCAACAUCUCCAUAUGGGACCGGAUGGCCGCCUACAGAAUUGAUGACUAUUGA